Messenger RNA from Pichia membranifaciens NRRL Y-2026, 1065 nucleotides. RefSeq lists its product as hypothetical. Gene Ontology annotation, biological process: cytoplasmic translation. The record is from RefSeq and is a predicted model, not a curated record. Gene Ontology annotation, molecular function: metal ion binding; mRNA binding. Bases 1 to 1065 code for a protein of 354 amino acids. Lineage: Eukaryota; Fungi; Ascomycota; Pichiomycetes; Pichiales; Pichiaceae. The transcript has a single exon. Gene Ontology annotation, cellular component: cytosol.
AUGCCUCCAAAGAAGAACGGCGGUAAGAACCAGCAAAAAGAGCUUGAAAAAAAGGCCAAACAGAAGUCUAAAGCCAAGAAUGCAGACGACAAAACGUUUGGUCUCAAGAACAAAAAUAAGUCCAAAAAGGUCCAGGAAUUUAUUACGCAGGUAAAAGCUGGUGUUCCUCCGGACCUCAAGAAACAACAAGAAUUGGCAAAACGGCGUGCCGCAGAAAAGAAGGCUGCAGACGAGGCUAAGAAGGAGGCAUUGAAGCUUCUUCAAGGUUCUGUCGGCACCCAAAAAGUGCCUUUUGGAGUGGAUCCAAAGAGUAUAUUGUGUGAGUUCUUCAAGCUCGGUACGUGUACAAGAGGGAAGAAUUGUAAGUUCAGCCAUGAUAUGAAUAUAGCCAGAAAAUCGGCCAAGAGAGACUUGUAUACCGACGACAAGGACGAUAAAGAAGAUAAACUUGCAGACACGAUGGACAACUGGGACGAAGAAAAACUUCGGUCUGUUAUCUCGUCUAAGCACGGUAACCCUAAAACCACCACAGACAAAGUGUGUAAGUUUUUUAUCCAGGCAGUCGAGGACGGGAAGUAUGGAUGGUUUUGGGUUUGUCCUAACAGUGAUCCAAAGAACAAAGUGGAAUGUAAAUACAGACAUUCGCUUCCUCCUGGAUUUGUUUUGAAAACGAAGGAACAACGAAGAUUGGAGAAGUUGGCUAUAGAAAACCAACCGAAGAUAACACUUGAGGAGUUCAUUGAAACGGAGAGAGAUAAACUUCCAAAAGGAAAUCUCACUCCUAUCAACCCUGAAACCUUUGCCAAAUGGAAGAAAGAACACAGACAGAAAAGACUCAACAUGCAGACAAAGGAUAAACCCCAACUCACCGGACGGGAAAUUGUUCUUAAGAGAUUCGAAGACAAGUUCCUCAGAGAAGAAGAAAUUGGAGCUGAUUACGGUACCGAAAUUGAUAUGUCUCAAUUCAAGAAAGCAGUUGAGGAUAUUCAAGAUGAGAACGAACCAAAGGUCAAAGAUUAUGGUGAUGGUACUGGUGCCUUUGCUGAUGCUAAUAGGAUAGACUGA